AUGGAGUCUGGUUCCGGAGGAUGGGCUGGUGGCGAAGCAUGUCUUCCGGCUGUGCAAAUGGCUCUGGAAGAUGUGAACAGUCGGCUCGACAUACUACCCGGAUACACACUCAAUAUGACUAAUCACAAUUCUCAAGUAGCUAAGAAGUACAUUCUGAAUGGUAACUUCAAAAUGUCUUUUUUCAGUGUCAACCUGGUCUCGCUAUGCAACAAUUAUACGAUUUUCUAUAUAAGCCUCCAACGAAACUCAUGCUUUUGACCGGAUGUAGUCCGGUUACUACAGUAAUUGCAGAAGCAGCUCCUGUUUGGAAGCUGGUAGUGGUGAGUAACUCAGAACAUCAUUCUUAUUUAAUAAAAAGCUAACAAAGUCUGUUCAUUUCUUUCUUUCUCUGUUUUUCUGGCCACUUUUUCAUUUCUAAAACAAAAAUAGCUGUAACGGAGAAAUUAGGAAAUUUACACGUGAAUUUUCAAACGGUUCUAAGAAUCCAACAAACGGCGAAGCCGCUACAGAGCGUUACCUCGGCCCGCGCAGCUGGCCGAAGUUCAAAAGUCUUGUUAAGUAUAGUUUUAUAAUCAUUAUUAUAGUUAUCGUAUGGGGGCAGUUCUCCGGCGCUAUCAAAUAGGAAUCGGUUUCCCACGUUAUUCAGAACUCAUCCAUCAGCGAAUAUGCAGAAUCCUACUAGGUUUGUAUUGAACAAAAACAUGAAAUUUUAUAAACGAUCAUUUCAGAAUUCACAUAAUGGACAAAUUCAAAUGGAAGAGGUUCACUAUUCUGAUGUCCGUCGAAGAAGUCUUUGUGACAACUGCGAAAGAUCUUGAGGUUUUCAAACAUUUUUCAUAAUAUAGAUUGAUGUUUGGCUUACAGGCGAUAGCACGCAAGAAAGGUAUCAAAGUGGACCGUCAGAGUUUCUAUGGAGAUCCGACGGAUGCAAUGAAAACGCUACAGCGCCAAGAUGCAAGAAUUAUAGUCGGAUUGUUCUAUGUAACAGAAGCCAGAAAAGUUUUGUGUCAAGUAAGUUUCAUAUUGUUUUCUGCACAGUGUUAAUAAACAUAUCAAGGCGUACCAUAAUGGUUUGUAUGGCCGCCGUUACGUUUGGUUCUUCAUCGGAUGGUAUGCGGAUACAUGGUACAUGCCACCGCCCGAUGAGCACUUGAAUUGCACGGCUGAGCAGAUGGCAGAAGCAGCCGAAUACCAUUUCACAACGGAAAGUGUAAUGCUCUCUCGGGACACUGUUCCGGCCAUUUCCGAAAUGACCGGCAAGCAAUUCCAAGAGCGUCUCACUCGAUAUUUCGAAAAGGACACUGCAAAUGUCGGAGGCUUCCCCGAAGCUCCAUUGGCAUACGACGCUGUUUGGUGAGUCAACUUUCGUUCGCAAAUUGAUAGGAAUGGAACAAUUUUAGGGCGCUCGCGUUGGCGUUUAAUUGCACUCGUAACAAUUUGCCAUCGAAUGUCCGGCUGGAAAACUUUUCGUACGACAAUAAGGUCAUCGCGGACACUCUGUUCCAGUGCGUUAAAAACACUUCUUUUAGGGGUGUGUCGGUGAGUUAUGGUUCAAACGAAAUCAUGCAUCAAAAGUGUGUUUGCAGGGAAAAGUAAUGUUUUCGGACUCGGGAGAUCGUAUUGCUAGGACACAGAUCGAGCAAAUGCAAGGAGGAAAAUACAAAAUUAUGGGAUAUUAUGACACAACGACGGGCGAGUUGGAAUGGUACAACAAGGAGCAGUGGUUGAAUGGAAGGGGACCUCCACCAGAUUCUACUGUCAUCAAAAAACACGCCAUGACUGUAUCUAAUGAGGUAUUCAAGCACGUUUUCAGCAUAAUUCAAUUAAUGUUCAAUUUCAGUUUUAUUAUCCGACAAUAUUCUUCGCAAUUCUUGGAAUCGUUUCUUGCUUUCUCAUUUAUCUUUUUACUCAAAAACAUAGAGAACGACUGUAACUAUUCGAGAAUUCGAAAAAAGUGAAACACUGCAAAUUUUCAGUAUAAUAUUGCAAUCUCAGCCAAAAUGCAAUAACAUGCUACUUCUCGGGUGCUCCCUCUGCCUUUUCUCGCUUCUACUUAUAGGAUUACCUUCCGAUGACAUCACCAUCCCGGAUUCCAUUUUCUCAUUCCUUUGUCAUGUACGUUUAUGCAAUCGUAUUAUCCUUUUCAACGUCACUUUUCAAGGCUCGUGUCACAAUUCUACUUUUUGGGUUCACUUUUGCGUAUGGGUCUAUGUUUGCAAAGGUGUGGAUUGUCCAUCGAAUGGGUGCAACCGAGAAUCAGCAAUUGGCAAGUCGACAGAAAGACGAGGUGAGCAGUUGGACCCUCGGGCAGAUUUACAGAAAAAGAAACGUUUUCCCAUAAUCCUCUUACUUCACGGUUUUCUGAAUUCCAGUUAAAGCCCUUACUGAGUAACUUCUCCGAUAAGGUAAGUGGAGAAUGAGAAUGAGACCGAUUUUGAAAAGCAAUCAGCAAUCAGAGAAUGAUAAUCGGAGACCGAACGCUUUCUAGAGUUAUUUUCUAUCCUUCCUGCUCCAAAUGAUUUCCUACCCUCAUUAUUGCAAGACAUUCGUCUGUGUUUUCAAAUUUCAAUGAUUUCAGUAGAAAAUUGAGGAGUAUACAUUGAGAAUUAGCAGUGGAAUGCUACGGCUGUAUGACGGCUGCAUGUUGGCCUGGAUUGAUUGAAAUCCUCUUAAUUUCACUUCCUCCCAACUUGGCCCUUUUUCACAAUCCGACAGUAACGUUCCCUCAUGAUUCUUCACUCCUCCUCUAUCAUUUGAUUCCAAUUCCUUCUCUAAUUGUAUUUCAUUGAAUCGUAACAGGAAGAGAACACCCCGUGGGAAGGUAUCCGCACCUUGAUAUCCACGAUGGUCGGUCGACAGGCUCUAAUGCGCAAAUCGUCAGGACAAGCGUACGGUGCACUGCUGGAAAAGCGGAACACGGUCCUUAAUCAGGUGCUGACAAGAGACAUCUCUUGCCGAUUCUUUUUGGCUGUGAACCACUACUUCUACAUGUUUUGAAUGUAGUACUCAUAUCCUUUUUAUCACAGUUACUCACACAGCACUCAUUAACAACUUCUUUUCUGAUAUUAACACAAUCACACACACUUUUUUCAUCACAGGACGUAAGAAAAAAGGUUCUUCAGGAGAUUCAGAUAAUCUAAUGGUAACAGAAACCUAUUCCGACGAUCCUUCCACUAACGCCAGUCAUUUUUUCUUGUCAUGCUUCUAUUCUUCCGGAUUCUCCUACAACUUUCCGACUUUUUAUCGCAUGUCGUCUGCCUGUACUACUAACUGUUUUCUCUUUCUUUCUCUCUAGAAAACACCGCCUGUUUUCCACUCACUUUAAAAGUUUCGAGUUUUCGUUUUUUCCUUUCAUCGCAUGGGAUAAUGAGCGAAGAAUGCUAUGCUGCUGAUUCAUAGCUAGACAUUAUCCGUCAUUUUUCUGUCUCUUGACAUCCGACACUUUCAGCCCAUUUCCGCGUCCAAAUUCUACGUGAUCGUCGCCGCUCUCACUGCUGUUGACGUUUUUGUCUGUGCUAUUUGGAUCCUGAUAGACCCUCUGCAGCUUACUGAACAAAAAUUUCCUCUUCUGGUGAGAAAACAUUUUUUUUUGCGCCGGCAAAACAUGUUAUUCUGGAACCAAUGAUUGUAGGCGCCAGCUGAUAGUGAAGAAGACGAAAUGAUAAUGCCAGUGCUCCAACAGUGUCAAAGCAAUCAACAAGAAGUCUGGAUAGGUACACAAAAACAAGAGACCCAGAAAAAUUAUUGAUUUUCAGGUAUAAUUAUGGGAUUCAAAUGCCUACUUUUAGUCUUUGGAACUUUUCUGUCUUAUGAAACACGGAAUCUGAAACUUCGUUUUAUAAAUGACUCCCGGUUCGUGGGUCUUGCCAUCUACAACGUCGCCGUGAUGACUCUUGUCACUGCGCCCGUUGUGACUCUUCUCAUUCACGGCAAAGUGGAUGCCAACUUUGCAUUCAUUUCAUUGACUGGUAUGGUAAACAAUACAUUGAAAGUUUAACCAAAUUUCUCCCAGUCCUUAUAUGCACCUACAUUUCUGUUGGAUUAAUCUAUGGUCCCAAGAUUCGGCACAUCAUCAAAGUACCUCCGAGUGCGGAUGAAGUCCAACAGAAUGGAAACAUCGGCGCUUGUGUUAUGUCAAAAGUGGAUCAGAAGAGAUAUGACUUGUUGAAGAAGGAGAAUGAGACUCUGCAGAAGCAAAUCGAGGAGGUAACACACCAAAUUCAACGGUUCCUUUCAAAUCUCGCAUUUCCAGAAAGAGAAGAAGAUUCACGAGUGUAGGGAGCGUCUGGACGCGUUGGCGAACAAUUCCGAGACCGACGAGACGAACGCUCAAUCGUACAGCGGCAAUAACAAACAGCUUACCGGUAAGGCUUAGCGUUAAGUUUUUCCUGCCAAAGACCUGUUGUUCAGAAGAGAAUAUGACGUAUUCAACGGCAACCACACUUACCACAACAAUUCCAUUAAUUGAUUUGCAACCGAAUGGAAAUCACCCGGGUAAUUUAGAAGGAAAUAUGACUUUGAAACUUUAUUCAUACAACUUUGCAUGCAGGUCAAAUAUAUGAGAACGAGAACGACGAUGAUGAUCGCUCCUCAACGUCAUCCGAUGAAAUAUUAUUAUGA
Messenger RNA from Caenorhabditis sp. 36 PRJEB53466, 4620 nucleotides. NCBI's taxonomy places the organism in Eukaryota, Metazoa, Nematoda, Chromadorea, Rhabditida, Rhabditidae. The record is from the annotation of a GenBank genome assembly.